GCAAGGUUGAAACUCUAUAGUCUAUACAAGCACAAAGAACAUAACAAUUUGGGAUUGGCUAUUUGGCUCUCAAUUAUUCUCGGCUUCAAUUACCCCGUUCCUCAUUUCUCGAUUACUGCAACUCUAAAAGUCUCAAAAUGCUGCCGCUGCUGAUCUCCCCAUCACCCUCAAAAUGCUUUCCUCCAUCACCCAAUUUCAGCCUUACCCAAAGACUUGCCCGACCCGCACCCACACUCAAGGCAAUCAGAGCAAUGGCGGCGAAACAGAACGGUGAAAGCCAAGCCGGAAUAGCAGAGAAAGUGGCCAUCGUCGGCGGAUUAGUCUCCGCGCCGGUGAUUGGGUGGUCGCUUUACACCCUCAAAUCUACCGGCUGCGGCCUUCCGCCGGGACCAGGCGGCUCCCUUGGCGCACUUGAAGGCGUGAGCUAUUUGGCGGCGGCGGCGAUCGUGGGUUGGUCAUUGUAUACCAAGAGCAAAACCGGGUCGGGUUUGCCCAGUGGACCGUUUGGGUUGUUAGGAGCGGUUGAAGGGUUGUCUUAUUUGAGUUUGUUGGCGGCGAUAGCUGUCUUCGGGUUACAAUUCUUUGAUCCAGCAGCUUCCAUCAUUCCCAGUAGCCAGUGCUUCGGCUGAAUUAAAUUAAAUUUGAGUUUUGGGAUGAAUUGAGAAUUUAAGAUUCAUCCUCUUUCCAUAUUUUCACUUUCAUUUUGAUAAAAUAAGAUAUUACAGAGUAUUAGUUUAUGGUAGUUUCUAUGGUACCCAUAAGGUACCAUACAUUUGUCCAUAUGGACCAAUGAAAAGGUAGCAGUUGAAUUAAUUAAAUCUAAAUUAAAA
Molecule: messenger RNA, 830 nt
Organism: Cuscuta epithymum
Lineage: Eukaryota; Viridiplantae; Streptophyta; Magnoliopsida; Solanales; Convolvulaceae
Source: the annotation of a GenBank genome assembly